Messenger RNA from Fukomys damarensis (Damara mole-rat), 3489 nucleotides. It is a transcript of the gene Fgf12, whose product is annotated as fibroblast growth factor 12. Lineage: Eukaryota; Metazoa; Chordata; Mammalia; Rodentia; Bathyergidae. Gene Ontology annotation, molecular function: growth factor activity; fibroblast growth factor receptor binding. The record is from RefSeq and is a predicted model, not a curated record. The transcript has 5 exons. Gene Ontology annotation, cellular component: cytoplasm. Gene Ontology annotation, biological process: animal organ morphogenesis; positive regulation of gene expression; positive regulation of cell population proliferation. The coding region runs from base 818 to 1549 and encodes 243 amino acids.
CCUCCCGCUCUCUUUGCAGGGCUGCUGGAGGAGAGCCGCGCUCGCCGCAGCUGGAAACAGCUGCAGGCGCCCUGCGCCCCUGGCCGAAAUCCGGCGAGCUCCCACUUGGCGCCUCUCGGAUUCCAGAACCCGGGCGGCAGGACCCGGGGGAACCGCAGCCGGCUCGAUGCCUUCAGUAGACCUUACCCAGCCCCAGCCCAGACGGACCUCCUAAGCUCCAGAACCGCGGGCCGCAGGGAGUUUAAUUGCUGCCUUCCUCUCCUCUCUCUGGCGGUUGGUGUUUCGUUUCUAAAGGAACGUUUUAUUCACUUUUUAGUAUUUUCCACCGGAGGGUACGCUGCCCGCCUCGGUGAACAGACUCUGCUUUGUAAACGGGUUUUCUAUGUGUGGAUGUGUAGCUAUACUUUGGACACCUGGCUACGCUUGUGCCUCUCCACCCGGGGCACAGCUCGCUGUUUUGGACAUUGUCUUUCCUCUUGCACUUGGUACCUCGAACGCAUUGUGACCAAACUUCCCACCGCCCCCUGGACUCGGAUCGCCUUGGGGUGCAAGUUUGGGGCGCAAACGUCUACUUCGCAGGAGGGCCUGGGACCGCCCCGCCCGCCCCACCAGCGGUGGGGCAAGUUUACAUCUGGAUUCUCACACGUUUCAUUGCCACUGCCCAGACUCUGACUAACCUUGUGGGCUCCGGGUUUUCCGUAUUGCAGCCUCCUCAGAGGUUAUCAGCACUGCCUCUCCGCUCCGGCCCCUUCCCUCCCAGCCGCCGAAGUCCUGCCCUCACCCGGGGGAGCCGGGGGCCUGGGGCCCGCGCUAAGCGAUGGCUGCGGCAAUAGCCAGCUCCCUGAUCCGGCAGAAGCGACAGGCGAGGGAGUCCAACAGCGACCGGGUGUCGGCCUCCAAGCGCCGCUCCAGCCCCAGCAAAGACGGGCGCUCCCUGUGCGAGAGGCAUGUUCUCGGGGUGUUCAGCAAGGUACGCUUCUGCAGCGGCCGCAAGAGGCCGGUGAGGAGGAGACCAGAACCCCAGCUGAAAGGAAUUGUGACAAGGUUAUUCAGCCAGCAGGGAUAUUUCCUGCAGAUGCACCCAGAUGGUACCAUUGAUGGGACCAAGGACGAAAACAGCGACUACACUCUCUUCAAUCUAAUUCCUGUGGGGCUGCGUGUGGUGGCCAUUCAAGGGGUGAAAGCCAGCCUCUACGUGGCCAUGAAUGGUGAAGGCUAUCUCUACAGCUCUGAUGUUUUCACCCCAGAAUGCAAAUUUAAGGAAUCUGUCUUUGAGAACUACUACGUGAUCUAUUCUUCCACGUUGUAUCGCCAGCAAGAGUCAGGCCGAGCGUGGUUUCUAGGACUCAAUAAAGAAGGUCAAAUUAUGAAGGGCAACCGAGUGAAGAAAACCAAGCCUUCCUCACAUUUUGUACCAAAACCUAUUGAAGUGUGUAUGUACAGAGAACCAUCACUACAUGAAAUUGGAGAAAAACAAGGUCGUUCGAGGAAAAGCUCUGGAACUCCAACCAUGAAUGGAGGCAAAGUCGUGAAUCAGGAGUCGACAUAGCUGAGAACUCUUUCCUUCCUCCCUUCAGCAUCCCUCCUCCUUCCCUUCCUCUCCCCCAUUUCCUUCCAAUAAAUCCACCCCAGGAGAGAAAAAUAGAAUGGCAGCGCAGGACCUGGUAGCUGAGAUUCUGCACUCAAAUUUUUCCUUCGUGUAGGAAAAGAAAGUUGAAGCAAAGCUUGCCUGUUGCGAUGUGGUAGAAAAUUAACAUGCACAAAGAUUAGAACAAAUAAAAGCAAAGGAAAAAAAAAUAAAUCGGGACUUCACAAACAGCAACUAAAACUAUAUUGUUGUUACUACAGGGCUAACUAUAAUGAAUGCAUUAAUAUAAUAAAGAUGAAAUAAAGCGAUUAAGAAGGAAAAGGUUGAGAAUUGAACCUAGAGAUUGAUGUUAGCCUGUAGCUUGAACUAUGGAUAAUGCUGUGAUGUGUGGCUUUGUUUGAUUUUGUAUUUCCUUAGGGCAUCUGGAAUUGCUACAAUUACAUCCUGUUUCCAGGAUUUUUUUUUUUAAACCAUGAAACUCAGUAUGUAUGAAUGAUGUUCUUGUAAUGCUUAUACAGUAUGUAGCCAGGAACCAUUUAACAUCAAGAAACUCUUAAAAAAUUACUCUUGAAACUGUUUAGAUUUCUUUUGCAAAGGGAUACUCUUAUGCUGAAUCUAAUGGUGUGCGAUGAUUUAGUUCUUGCACAAAAAGUUUCAGAUUCUCCUAAGAGUUAUCAUUUCUUCCAAAGGUAUAUAUUCCUGCAUAUGAUUUUUUUCAGUCAUUUAGAAAAGAAAUUUUUGUCAUAAUGUUGAGGUAACUUGGGUGCAUUCUAGGUCAUUACUAUGUCCAGGCAGCGAGACAUACAUUACUUGGCCUUAUCAUUGGAGCUUAUUUUCUCCUUUGCAGACUCAUUUGAGAAUACCUUGUGUAUGUCUAGCUGUCUUAGAGAGUUUUGUACCAUAUCUUGGAGCAGGAAGAUAGGUUUUAGGAAGAAAAUAAGUCUGAAGAAAUGCAAAGGAAAGUGGAUUUGCCUUUGUAUUCUGCUGGAGUCUUGUGUACAGAGGAUUUCCAAAUUUUGUAGGAAAUCUGGAGGCAUGGUUGUGAAAUUCCUAACUUAGUAUCUUAUGAAGCCAAUGGCUUUUUGUUGAUAUAUAUCCUCAUAUAUAAGUCUAGUUAGAGAAGGGGCCUAGUGACACAGGAAUUUUUAAGGGCAGGUUGAACCUAUAUAGAAUUAGCAACUAUGACUCCAACAGACAGGGUUGUGUGAGUGGCCUAAAGUAGUGAAAAAGAAUUCAGUGUAGAAACAAGUAAACACACAAUUAGUCAUACCAAGGUAUUAGAAAAUUGCUAGCAAAGAAAUGAGUGUUAUACAGUUACACUGGAAUAAAAAGAUCUACUUAGCCCUACAAAUCAGGAAUGGUAUAGAUAUGUCCAAAUUCAAACAAAAUAAAACAAAACAGAAUGUUUUAAAAUGUAUGCAGAUUUAUGGGUAUUAUUAAUAAGAAGAGUAGCAUGUAACUUCUCCUAUAUCUCUACUUUCCAGCAUGUACUGUUUCAAAUAUAACUACCUACAAUAUAUACACUUUGCAGAUGCUCUAGGCCCUCACAUUAAACCCGGCCAUUGGUUGCUAUAUUCUUUCAAGGUUAGCACAGUUUUCCUUCACUCUACACACUCAUUAUUCGGUAGUGGCUCCUGUCCUUCACCAAGUACAGUUGUCAAGAGGCUAUCAGGAAGAAUGUUACUGGUAGGUUAGUGAAAACAAAACAAAACCAACCAAACAAACAAACAAAAAAACAAAACUAAAACAAAAGCAAAAAAAUGGAGUAAUUUGGCUAAUAAGUUGGUAAGAAUAAACAUUAUGCACACAUCUAGGCAGAGAUUUUGAACACAUAUUUGCAAGAGAUACUUAUUAGAUCUAAAUACCUGCAAAGUUACAAAUAAAUACAUUUAGAUUUUUUU